AUGGGCUGUGGAUCUUCGAAAUCUGAUACUCAAAAAGUCAUUUCAUCCAACAAACAUUCAAGCUGCUCAGCGCGUCAUGAAACCCACAAUCAGACAGAUCAAUCUGUUUCUCAUGCUCCAAAUAAUCCACUGUCAGAUUCCGUACAAACAUCACCCAAUGAAACAACAACUGAUCAUCGCGCACUACAAAUCGAUGCUGGUAUUUCGAAUAAUCAUACAGUAUUAAUUGAUAAUAAUCGAAAUAAGCAACGAAUUGGUUCGGCAACAUCCAACAAAAGCACAUUGUCUUCUUUUAAUGAAAAUAAUCAAAAUGAUAUAUCAGAUGCACUAGAAAUUGAAACGUUAAUCAAUUCACUUCCUACUACUGUUAAUGAUCAUGUUGAAAUUGUUAAUGCUGAUCUUGAGUGUUUUAAUAACUUAUUUGUAAAACAACGUCAAGAUACUAUUGAUAAUUCUUCUUAUCGAAAAACGAUUGAAUCUUGGCAACCAAAAUCUCUUCAAGGAUUAGUUGAACUUAUUCGGGUCCUAUCAAAAAAUAAAUUAAUGAUUGAUCGUCAUUGGAUAGUUUUUUAUUGGAUUGCUUGUAAUAUCGAAUAUGAUGCUGUUUCAUUCUUUAAUCAUAAUAUUCCUGAGCAAUCAGCAGAAUCAGUUUUUCGUACAAAAAAGUGUGUAUGUGCUGGUUAUAGUCGUUUAUAUAAAUAUUUAUGUGAUCAAUUAGCGUUGAAAUGUGAAGAAAUAAGUGGAUAUUCAAAAGGUUAUGGAUUUGAUACUCGUGAAGAAACUGCAAUUUUAAAGACGGAUCAUGCGUGGAAUGUUGUUGAAAUUAAUCAACAUUGGUAUGUAUUGGAUGCUACAUGGGGUACUGGACAUUUAAAUGAGCAAAAUAUUUUUGAACGAAAAUUAGAAACUUUCUAUUUUCUCACUCGGUCUGAUCAAAUGAUCUAUGAUCAUCUACCUGAAGAUGAGAAAUGGCAAUUGUUGAAGCAACCGAUCAAAAUGACACAAUAUAUGCAAAUGCCAACUGUUCGUCCAGCUUAUUUUACAUUUAAUUUAGAAUUACUAAAUCCACGUCAUCAAGCUCAUGCUACACUUGUUCAUGGUAAAUCGUACGCAUUAAUACUUAUACGAGCACCAUCUAAUAUCGAUAUUUCAUCUACCUUUAAAUUAGAUAAAAACGAAGUCGAUGGUGGUUCCCGUAUUAUAUUGGAUAAAAAUAAACAACUAUACUGUUGUUACUUUUCUCCAGCUAGUAUUGGUAGACAUCAAAUAAAUAUUUUUGCGAAAAGAAUCGAAUCAAAUAUGAAGUCAAGCGGACAAGUACUCAAUUUUAUCUUAAAUGUUGUUGAAUUACCUUUAAAUCGCGUGAGUUAUCCAAAAAUGUCGAAAGAGUUUUACGAUUUAGAUAUAAAGAUUAUUUCGCCACUUAAUACCCAUUUGAUCAAAAUAUCUAAUGGAGCUACUUAUGCGUGCAUUAUUAUUCAAACGCCUAGUGAUGUUGAGUUAACUGGUAAUCUGAGUAACUGUGAUAGUGAAAGAGUUAUUAAUGGAAGCCAAGUUUAUUACGAUCAACGAAAAGGUGUAUGGAAAUGCAAAUUCGCGCCUAAUCGAAAUGGCUCAUAUGUGGCAAACAUUUAUGGAAAGAAAAAAGUGAAUACUGGUAAUUAUUCGCAUUUGGUAUCAUUCAAAAUUGAUGCAUUGCAAACUCCAGCUAUACCAUUAUCCUUUCCACGAACUUGGCAAUCAUUUCAUGAUCUUAAUUUAGAAAUAGAAGUACCAAAGAAUUCUUCAACUAUAACUUGGCUGAAAGACAUUUCAUACGUGGAAAGUUUAAUAAGAGCACCAAAUGAUGUCCAACUUUCAGGUGUAAUUGAUUAUAAUGAUCUUACAGUAGAAAAUGGAUCCUUAGUUCAAUUUGAUAGUGAUAGAAGAUUAUGGCAAUUAUUAUUUGCACCUCAAUGCAUUGGUCAACAUAAAAUAACUGUAUUUGCAAAACAUCAUGAAGAAUCAAAGUCAAAAUGUGCUCUUCAAUUUGACCUUAAUGUCACACACCUCAAACUACCCAUAAAAUUUCCUACUACAUACGAAACUUUUGAAAAUCGAAAAGGUCGAAUUUAUGAACCGUUAAAUGGAAUUCUUAAAGCAGGUACAACAAUAUCAAUUCAUUGCUUAAUCCCAGGUGCCAGUGAUGUUAAUUUGACCACUGACUCGAUAUGGGCAAACAAAGAAGGAUAUGAGGAUCCAGUUUUCAAGAGAACAAUAACUGUUGGAUCCAAAAAACUAACUAUUUACGCUAAAUAUGGAGAAGAAUCUAGUUACCAAUCGUUUAUCACAUAUCUUGUUCAAUAA
Messenger RNA from Adineta ricciae, 2346 nucleotides. The record is from the annotation of a GenBank genome assembly. NCBI's taxonomy places the organism in Eukaryota, Metazoa, Rotifera, Eurotatoria, Adinetida, Adinetidae.